AACAGGAGACACGUUAGGACGAGGGACGCUGAAACGAUAUGUAUUAGAGUUUCAAUCGACGUUUGCUUCACUUACUUGGAGCUUAGGUCUUUCUGUAACUAUGUCUGAUGACGUUCCUGAAAAUCGUCUACCGGACUCCACUGAGGACGGGAUACCUUCCGUUGCCGGCGACGGCAAUGACGAUGAGACCAAUACCUCAACUUCUCCCAUGGGUAUAGGCCUGUCCACCUUGAUUUCCUCUGUAAUUAGGGAGUUCGAUAGCAGAGCUGACGCCACUUCCCGCAGUCAAGAUCAACUCUCCUUCGCCCUCGAUCGUCUCACCGGAGAGCUUGACAAACUGUUGGAGGAUGCACCGUUGCCUUUCAUUAUGCAACAUGCCGCUAGGAUUUCUGGUGUUAGAAAGAGAGUCACAUCUUUAAAUUCAGUUUUGAAGUCUAUACAACGACGAGUCGAUAAUAUAGACCGGAUGCUGCUAGCAGGUUUGGUGCAGGGUGCAUUUCUUGAAAAAAAGAUGGGAGAAGAUGGUGGACAACAUUAAGGGGUGUCAUUGAAGAGGUUUCAGGACGUUGCUUUGCUGCAUGGUAUGUUGGCCUCACCUGCUUGCUUGUGCUUGUCCUAGAGACUAGAGUUGCUAAUGUGGUUGGGCAAAAGGAUUGUGAAUAAUUAUGAUGCUGACUUGUGUGCUGUAUGUGUAAUUCCCAACAUUCAACAUGAUAGUGCAUGAUUGUCAUUGUUGCUUGACAUGAAACUGGUUAUUGUUCAAUCACUUUGAUUUCUCAUUUUAUUAUCGAACCCCCCCAAUGUAGAAUCUGUCCUUACUUCUCUAAA
This is a messenger RNA of Ipomoea triloba (trilobed morning glory), 828 nucleotides long. RefSeq lists its product as uncharacterized. Gene Ontology annotation, biological process: lysosome localization; intracellular protein transport; endosome to lysosome transport. Bases 101 to 538 code for a protein of 145 amino acids. Lineage: Eukaryota; Viridiplantae; Streptophyta; Magnoliopsida; Solanales; Convolvulaceae. Gene Ontology annotation, cellular component: synaptic vesicle; BLOC-1 complex; BORC complex. The record is from RefSeq and is a predicted model, not a curated record. Gene Ontology annotation, molecular function: SNARE binding. The transcript is spliced from 4 exons.